Messenger RNA from Juglans regia (Persian walnut), 747 nucleotides. RefSeq lists its product as uncharacterized. Lineage: Eukaryota; Viridiplantae; Streptophyta; Magnoliopsida; Fagales; Juglandaceae. The transcript is spliced from 3 exons. Bases 1 to 747 code for a protein of 248 amino acids. The record is from RefSeq and is a predicted model, not a curated record.
AUGCUUAGUAAAGCCCCUUCAGCUAUAAUUACCGACGAUGACAAGGCUAUGGCAAAGGCCAUAGCAGAGGCGGAUUAUAGUCUCUUCACUCACACAGCAAAUGACUCCUUCACAGCAUUGCCUGUGCACACCGAUGACAUCAUUUUGGCUAGUUCCACAUUGGAAUCCACAAUUGCCCUUCAAUGCUUUCUCAAUGACCAUUUCCGAAUCAAAUGCCUUGGUGAUCUACGUUACUUUCUUGGAAUUGAGGUUGCUCGCUCUUCAAGAGCCGAUGUCAGUUCUCUUGGCACUUGCCUUCUCAAAUUGUCAAUGGAACAAAAUUUGAAACUUAGUAAGGAUGAUGGACAGCCUCUCAGGGACCUUCUACUUUGUCGAAGACUCAUUGGCCACUUGCUCUACCUCACAAUAACACGGCCUGAUCUCAGUUAUUCUAUCCAAAGGUUAAGCCAAUUUAUGAUAGCCCCCACAUCAUCCCAUCUUCAUGCUGUACACCAAGUCUUUCAGUACGUCAAAGGUGCACCUGGCCAGGGGUUACUCUUCCCUUCCAUCUCCUCACUUAGUCUCCAAGCCUCCUCAGAUUUGGACUGGGCCUCCUGCCCCGACUCCCGUCGGUCACUCACGAGUUUUUGUAUCUUCCUCGAAUCCUCACUUAUAUCAUGGCAAUCAAAGAAGCAAGUUGUUGUUUCUCUAUCUUCAGCCGAAGUCAAAUAUAGAGCCAUGGCUACAACUUCUUGUGAAUUACAAUGA